Molecule: messenger RNA, 5231 nt
Organism: Eleginops maclovinus (Patagonian blennie)
Lineage: Eukaryota; Metazoa; Chordata; Actinopteri; Perciformes; Eleginopidae
Product: interferon-induced protein with tetratricopeptide repeats 1-like
Exons: 2
Coding region: 2235-3542 (435 amino acids)
Biological process (GO): defense response to virus
Cellular component (GO): cytosol
Molecular function (GO): protein binding
Source: RefSeq, a predicted model, not a curated record
AAAACACAGAACACUGUUGUUCUGAUCCUCCCUGAGAUGUAGUUUCGAUUACUGGAAAACGAAAGUCCAAACGCGAUGAGGCAGUUCAUGAGAUUGUAUCUAUAAAUGCCACGCCUCUGACAUUGUUUAGUCAGCAGGGACAGCAUUUAAAGCUGCGUGUUCAACAACAUCCCAUCAGCAGCAGAACAGCAGCAUCACGAUCAAAAACCAUCCUGACAUUUACAGAACUACAGUUGAGGAAACAGCUGAAUGAUGAGGUGAGUAGCUGAUUCUGGAUUUCAUUGUAAAAGUAAAUCAUAACAUUGGGAUUUAAUUAAGGUUUAAGUAUUGAGUCAUUGGACAAAUAUCAGCUUAUGGAUCCUACAAGUCACUCCGUUCUUUCUUAAUUCUUAAUGUAGUUCCUCGAUUUCUGCCAGGUCAACAGGAAUUUUAAAAUGAUGUAUAUCUUCCUCAUUUAAAAAAAAAUUAGCCUAUUACUGAUUAAUUGAUUUGUGAUGGUGUUUCAGCAGCAAGAGAAAUGCUGAAUCCAUCUGUUUAGUAUUAUUUUAUCCAAUUAACUUUUGUUUGUCCCUUACUUAACACUUCUUGUACUCCUUGUUCUACUCUGUCUCGCUCAAUUCUGCACCUUUAUUCCUAUCCUCUAUCCGAUAUAUAUAUAUAUAUAUAUACACAAGCCCUUGCGUGUGCACACAUGGUUGGCCAAUAUAACAGGUUCUGUUUGUGACAGUGCAGCCAUAAAGGAAGUGGCAUCUUGUGAUUGUAUUUUUUAUUCAGUUUAGCGGUGAAAUUCUAGAGAAAUGAAACAGAAAAUGAACUCAAACCUCAAUCUGCCACUGAGUUACCAGCUAGUAAAUCUUAACAGCGACAAAGAUCCAAAAGUUACGACAAAACCUUGCGUUGAGCAAUUUAUUCAAUGAUCCAAUAUCAUACAGUACAAUGACAACGGUUCUCCUACUUCUUGCCAUUUUUGCCUUUCUUGUGGCCUCCUUUUGUCUUUUCCCUGGUAAAAGUAACAUAUGCCCUUAAAGUCGCACUAAUCCCACCUACACCUGUCUACAAUAUAUACAUAGACACUGUAACUGCCAUCGAAGUCAGAAUAAAUAAAUAAAUAAUAGAUUAAUAAAUAUUAGGUUAAAAAUAUAGAGUUCAUAAAAUACAUACAUUUCUAGUAAUAAUAGUUUAAUAUUAAAAGCAUCAUUUCAUAUAUUUCAUGUAUAUUGUUUGUUUUGAUACGGGAGAAAAGUCUUAAUUACGGGGGGAACCAAAGUUUGCUGCCGCAGGUUGACGGAGUGUUAUGAUGGUCGUUACUUGUUAGUAACAUUCUGGACCAAGCUAGCAGGCAGACACCUCGCGGAUUCCUCUGCCUAAGACCAGCGAUGUUAUAAGGAAGAUUUGAAUAAAGUGCAUAGUGCAAUGAAGGACUGAAGGAAGAUACCUAAUUGUCUCUCAAGGGAAAGCGGCCAAUGAGGUACAUUUGUGUUUUGUUACUGUUAUUUUUGUAAGACUGUAAAGAUGUAAUGUGACGGAUUUCUGUUGAGUCAUGUAACUAUGGUCGCGUUGUGUCUUUGAUGUUUACGUGGGAAUAAUUUGUUUUUAUUUGCAUUUCUGUCUGUAUGGUAACAGUUCUCAUGGCACACUAUCAUGCUCUUCGUGUGAUUAAAGCCAGUAAACUUUAAGAACGACUUGGUUUCGUAACUUCGACUUGAGAGGGAAUUACAGACACCCUGUGCUCAAACCUGCCUUCAAAAAAAAAGCAUACUGUAAACAACUACUAUAUAAACUUACAUAAUGUCAGUAAAUAAAAGGUAUACAUUAACAAUAAACAGAAUAAAUGUUGAACUAUUAAAUAAUAUACAUCAAUGAGUAGCUCCAAUACUCAGUAUGGCUUCUUCUUCUUCAAUAAUAAAGACUUCAACUUUAAGUCAUCUUGAGAGGUAAUAUAAUCAGAACAUACGAUGAGUCAGGUUAAAUAUGUGGCUUUAGUUUCCUUCCUAGGAAACGAAAGUCAAGGUGCAAUAAGGCCAUAGGAUGAAAACAUGUUACAUGGACCUGCCACGCCUCUGACCUUUGCUUUGUCAGCAGUGUGACCAUUUAAAACUGCGUGCUCCUUAGCAUCUCAUCAUUCACAGCUAAGCAGAAGCUACAGGUCACUGACUUUAUAGCAGCAAACCAAAGCCUCAAGACCAAAAACCAUUCUUACAUUUACAGAACUACUGAGUUGAGGAAGCAGACGAAUGAUGAGUUCUGCUCAGAGUCACACACUGGUGUCCAAACUGGAGGCCCUGCAUUGCCACUUCACCUGGGAUCCUGACCUCAGUAAGUCCUUACUUUUUCGUUGUAGGGACAACCUGGAGGACAUUGGCACCCUGAAUGGAAACCCCUGGCUUGGUCACAUUUACAACCUGCGGGGGUUCAUUCAGUUCAAGCUGGGCUUCAAUGAAGAAGCCCAGCAGUUCUUCAACAAAGCUACUGAGUCCUUCAAUAAGAUGAGAAACGCAGAUGAGGGCCCCUGGUUAGUGGUGAACUACGGGAACCUGGCUUGGCUGCACCAUCACCUGGGAGACCAAGCAGAGAGCGAGGCUUACCUGUCUAAGGUCGACGCCCUGAUUAUCAAAUACCAAUCUCCAUCCCAGGAGAAGCUCCACCCGGAGACCUAUGCUGAGAAAGCCUAUACGCUGAUAGCAUUGAAGGGCGACAUGAAACUGGCUACAGAUUACUUCCAGAGAGCCAUCAAGAUCCAGCCGGACAUGCUGGAGUGGAACAGCUGGCAUGUCUUAGCGUCAGUGUAUGCUUCUAAGCACAGCAGCACAGGGCUGGAAGAUGAGAUCUUUGAAAAAAUGAGAAUCGCCAAAGAACAGGAUCCAGAGAACUUGUUUCUCGCUGUUCACUACCUUGAGCAACGUGCUAAGAGAGGAGAAAGAAUAGAAGAUGAAGCACGUGAAUUAGCAAGAGAGGUUUUGAGAAGUCCUGUCAGCAGCUACAGUGGUUUUAAAACAAUGCUUAGGAUUUUCAGAAAAUAUAUAUCUGUUGAUGAGUCCAUUGAUUUGGCGGAGGAGGCUCUGAAGAACCAUCCAGAUGAGCGUUAUCUGAAGAGAUGCGCUGCUCACCGCUAUCAAGGGAGUCUCUUUCUCGAUUACAGUCGCCCAAAGAAAAGCAUGCUAGACAGAGCAGUCAGUCUCCUUCAGGAGGUGACUUCUCUUUACCCUGAUUCCUCACUUAUGAGGAAAAUAGACCUUGCUAAGAUAUACGCACAGUCACAUGAUGGUCAGGCUAAAGCUGAGCAGAUAUAUCAAGAACUGCUAGAAAGUGAUCUGGAACUUUUAGAUAAACAAAUGCUGUACAACAACUAUGCAAAAUAUUUAAAUUUCCAAAAACAGGAUCGCAAAGAGUCAAUACGAUAUCACAUGAAGGCAGCAGCGAUACCGCAACAAUCCUUCUUUUGUGAGAACAGCAUCAAAGUUCUGGAGAAAGUCAGAGACAGAGGAAGGGACAGAAUGUGCAGAGAGAUUAGGGAGUUUCUUACAAACCUGCAAGAGCCAUAGUGCUCUUAACAGCACUUGUUCUAAAUCCAGGAAAAAGUAGGCAUCGCAUUAGCAAAAUAAUGUGUACAUCCUCAUUUAUUUGUUUAGUAAAAAAAUAGAACAUAAAAAAGUUAAAAUAAAUAAAUUGAGAAGAUUUUCACUUUGACAGAACCUUAGAAGCACACACAGUACAGUUUCCCUACAUGUUUCUGAUAAACGAAAGAACUGGCAGUGGCAAACACUACUGUUAAAUAGAAAAAUAUAAUGUAGUGUUCUGUGUUGUAUAGGUUUUUGUUUAAUUAAAUGGUCUGCAAAGUAUAAAAUUCGAAUGCUUUUGCGUUUUUUUUCAAUGCAACACAACUGUAUUAAUCUAUGCUGAUGUGAUUAUAGGAAAGUAAAAGCAUACAUGAAACACCACUUUGGCCUUUAAUAAUAUUAUAUUGUAUUUGUAUAGCACACGAGGUGCUUUAGUUCAUUGGUUUCUUAGCACAUGGGGAGGCAUGGGCAUCUCCAAGAGGAAGUAGCUGGAACUUGUGUAGGACAUGGGUAUUAUCCCCCAUGACGCCAAAGGUACUGACAUGAUGCCCCUAGCAUGAGGCUAAACAUCAGAGGGGUGAUUCAGUGAACUGUGGUUUGAAAGCACUUUAUUUUAUUGAUAAUAAGUGAUAGGAAUCAGCAUUAGAGUAAGAAUACUCUCGAUAAAGAAACUGUAGAAGUUUGGUAAAAAAGUUUUGGGGACAUAGAAAGUUUUUGGGCUCUUGAAUAAGUAGACAUUUGUCAAUUUUCUGUGUUUUGGAAUGCUAACUCUUAUUUUCGUCAGCGUGGAAAAGGAACAAGAAGAGGGAAGUUCUGCCCCCUUGUGGGGAGCCUUUGCUGGUGUAUGGUGUAUCUGCUUAAGACUCAUUUAUCUGUCGAACUAAAUGUACAAAAUAUUAAUUUGUUAAGUCAAAUAUGUCACCAGUUAAGUCACAAAGAAGAAGCAUGUAUGAUAGACUUGUAACUACGGAUGACAAGGACUACAAAAUAAAAGGACAGAAAGGAUCGGAUUGGCCCAGUCAGGGCUGAAUUUUAAAAUAAUGCCUUUUUAUGGGGAAUAUGAUCAUGUAUUGUUUAUUUUAUAUUCUUAUUUAAUAUAUUUAUAUUUCUUAAUGUUACGCUUGUUAUUGUGAUGUGAACUGUAAGAAAUAAUAAUCAAUAUUAUGUGUAAGUACAACACUGUCUUAUUUUGAAAACUGUUUUAUUUUGAAACAGUUUAUUGUGUAACCGGAUGUUGUUUUUAGCCUCAGAUAGCAUGUAGCUAAUAUUGUAUUGUAUAUAUGAGUAGAGGGAGAAGGACGUGUGGAGUUACAUACUAAACACACUGCCUCUACCGCUCACUCAUUGAUGCUGCAAUAAUACUAUUGCGUGUUUUGUUUUUUUUGUCAAUGUAUUUUGAUUGAGGUUUUAAACAUAUACAUAAACAAGCCCUUGAGAGAACACAUAACAAAUUGAGACAAAAAUAACAGCAAAUUAUCAAAUAUAGAUACACACAAUCACACAACAGUACAAACACACAACAAAAAAUAUAUAUAUAUAUAUAAAAAUAUAUUUUUUUAAAAACCAAAAAAAACAUCCACAGUGAUUACCCAAUUACUUCACAUCUCAGUCAGAGCCAAGUGACACCGUCAGCUGUUCUACAUAAGAAAUAAAUGGACGCCAUGCUACAUCAAA